AUAAUGAAUGGAAACACGUCGUGGCCAAGAAAGUUGAGCAGCAACUAAAAAGUAACUAUCGGUCGGCGUUUGAAAGUUACCUAUUUAAGGAGGUUGGAAUCUGUUUAUUAAGUGAUGGAUUGGCCCGGCAAAUUAGAAACUACUUUCUGGAAGAGAAAGCCGCUGUACUUUUGUAGUAACUUUUGAAUGUUUUGAAAGGAAGCUACAGUGGAAGACACUGUAAACCUAAACGCGUUAUUGAGGGUAAAUGGCAUUUUGGGACAGUAACACAGCGCUGUCAUCUUUUUAUCUCGGUUUGUGGAUUAUCUGGAUUAAUCCGUAAAUGAAACCGUGGGAAUACUCCUGAGAUUUUUAUUUUAUUUUUUCAAAAAACAAAAAGAAAAAGAAAAAUCGGAUUAUUGCCCCCCUGAAACCCGCUGAAGGAUUGCAAGUUGACAAGAGGAUAUCUAUACUGGAGGAAAAAUGGGUAAUAUAGAGAGUGUUGAUGGCCAGUCGGAGAUGAAGCAUCACAUCAUGCCUCUGAAGGUGCCCAUGCCUGACCCCACCGAGCUGGAGGAGAAGUUUGCCAUCGUUUUGAAUUCUAUGAACCUGCCCCCGGACAAAGCUCGGCUGCUCCGACAGUACGACAAUGAGAAGAAGUGGGACCUGAUCUGCGACCAGGAGAGGUUUCAGGUGAAGAAUCCACCUCACACCUACAUCCAGAAGCUACGAGGAUACUUAGACCCCGGAGUCACGCGAAAGAAGUUUCGAAGGCGUGUGCAGGAAUCCACGAAAGUCCUGCGGGAACUGGAGAUAUCACUGAGGACAAACCACAUCGGGUGGGUCAGGGAGUUCCUCAAUGAUGAGAACAGAGGCCUUGACGUCCUGGUGGAGUACCUCUCCUUCGCCCAGUGCGCUGUCAUGUUGGAUUUUGAGGGGCUGGAAAAUGGGGAGGAUGGCUUCUUGGACAAGGCUAAGUCUUGGAGCAGGUCCAUUGAGGAUCUGCACCAUUCGAGCACCCAACCCUUCUGCAAUACACUGGUGCGCUCAGCCCGCCAGUCUGUCCUGCGCUAUGGCUCAGUUUCAAACAGCAAAACCAUCAAGAACUCCCGCCUCGUGAGUCAAAAAGACGAUGUGCAUGUGUGCAUCAUGUGCUUGAGAGCAAUCAUGAACUAUCAGUAUGGCUUCAAUAUGGUCAUGUCUCAUGCACAUGCAGUCAACGAAAUUGCUCUCAGCUUGAACAAUAAGAACUCACGGACGAAAGCUUUGGUCCUUGAGCUGCUGGCUGCCGUCUGUCUAGUCCGAGGAGGUCACGAGAUCAUCCUCUCUGCUUUUGACAACUUCAAAGAGGUUUGUAAAGAGAAGCAUCGCUUUGAGAGACUGAUGGAGUACUUCCGAAGCGAGGAGGGAAACAUCGACUUUAUGGUCGCGUGUAUGCAGUUCAUCAACAUUGUGGUCCACUCCGUUGAGGACAUGAACUUCAGAGUCCAUCUGCAGUAUGAAUUCACCAAGCUGGGACUGGAUGACUACCUGGAGAAAUCUAAACAUACGGAGAGCGACAAGCUGUCCGUGCAGAUCCAGGCCUACCUGGAUAAUGUGUUUGAUGUGGGUGGCCUGCUGGAAGAUGCGGAAACCAAGAAUGCAGCGCUGGAGAAGGUGGAUGAACUGGAGGAGCACCUGUCCCAUGUGACGGAGAAGCUGCUGGAGGUUGAGAAUGAGACAAUGAUGAAAGUGGCAGACCUGGAGAAGCUGCUGAUCCAGAAAGAUAAGGAUCUUCAAACAAUACGGGAGACGUACGAGUCAACCAACACCCAGGUCACCACCCUGAGGAGGAUGAUCAAGGAGAAGGACGCCGCGUUCCAGAGGCACUUUAACAUCGAGAGGCGUCUGCUGGAGCUCGAACAGCAAGGAACCAUCCGUUUGCACAAGAAACCCGAUGGAGACAUCUCCAUCGAGCCGCUGGGCGGUGCCGGGAUCCCUUUGGGGGACAUCGGGCAACUUUCUUUGGGUUCAACAGCUGGGUUGAUAGAACCAGGAGGGUCUGACACAAGUUUACCGCCAGCCAGUGAAGCUCCUCCGCCUCCUCCGCCGCCUCCACCCCCUCCCCCUCCUCUGCCAUCUGCGUCAGGCCCAAGUGCACCCGCGCCACCACCUCCUCCUCCCGCUCCUCCUUUGCCUGAUGCUUCUCCCUCCGUCAUCCUGAGCUUUGGUCUGUCAGCUAUCAGAAUUAAGAAGCCCAUCAAGACUAAGUUCCGCCUGCCUGUGUUUAACUGGACGGCCCUGAAGCCCAAUCAGAUCAACGGCACGGUCUUCAAUGAGAUUGAUGAUGAGCGUGUGCUGGAGGAGCUGGAUCUGGAGAGGUUCGAGGAGAUGUUUAAGACCAGAGCCCAAGGUCCGGUUGUGGAUCUUGCCUGCACAAAGAGCAAGGUAGCCCAGAAGACAGUCAACAAAGUCACACUUCUGGACGCCAAUCGUUCCAAGAACUUAGCCAUCACACUCCGAAAGGCUAACAAGACCACAGAAGAGAUCUGCAAAGCCAUAGAGAAGUUUGACCUCAAGGCCUUACCCGUGGACUUUGUGGAGUGUCUGAUGCGUUUCCUGCCCACGGACUCCGAGGUGAAGGUGCUGCGUCAGUACGAGCGCGAGCGGCGCCCCCUGGACCAGCUCGCCGAUGAAGAUCGCUUCAUGCUGUUGUUCAGCAAGAUUGAGAGGCUCACGCAGAGAAUGAACAUCAUCACCUUCGUUGGGAACUUCACCGACAACAUCAACAUGCUGACGCCGCAGCUCAACGCCAUCAUCGCUGCGUCCGGCUCAGUCAAGUCCUCACCGAAGCUGAAGAAAAUGCUCGAGAUCAUCUUAGCCUUGGGGAACUACAUGAACAGCAGCAAACGAGGCUGUGUUUAUGGCUUCAAACUGCAAAGCCUUGAUCUGCUUCUGGACACUAAGUCUACAGACAGAAAGAUGACUUUACUCCACUACAUAGCUCUCAUUGUGAAGGAGAAGUACCCUGAACUGGCAAACUUCCACAACGAACUGCACUUCGUGGAUAAAGCUGCAGCGGUAUCUCUGGAAAAUGUGCUGCUGGAUGUUCGGGAGCUUGGCAAAGGGAUGGACCACAUCCGGAAAGAGUGCAGCCUCCACGACCAUUCAGUCCUGAAAGGCUUUGUCCAGGCUAGUGACACGCAGCUGGACAAGCUACAGAAGGACGCCAAGACAGCAGAGGAAGCCUUCAACAGUGUGGUGAACUACUUCGGAGAGAGUGCCAAGACGACUCCACCCUCCGUGUUUUUCCCCGUGUUCGUGCGCUUCAUCAAGGCCUACAAGGAUGCAGUGGAAGACAACGAACAGAGGAAAAAGCAAGAGGAAGCAAUGAGGGAAAAGUUACUGGCUCAGGAGGCCAAACAGCAUGACCCCAAGGUCCAGGCCCAGAAGAAGAGGCAGCAGCAGCACGAGCUGAUUGCAGAACUGCGCAGGCGGCAGGCGAAAGACCACCGGCCCGUGUACGAGGGCAAGGAUGGCACCAUUGAGGACAUCAUCACAGUACUGAAGAGCGUGCCCUUCACAGCCCGCACUGCUAAACGCGGCUCACGGUUCUUCUGUGAAGCCAACCUCUGCGACGACGCCAACUGCUAGCCCUUCCCCCUUAAUGGCAAGGUUGUCCAGAUCUCCGAAACCAGCCUUUCCUGCGAGCUGACGCGUUGAUCCGGAGCGGUUGGAAGAGACCCUAAACCACUUACUCGUCACUUAAACCCCCACCCCCCCUCCUCCCUGCUAUAACCUUCCUCCCCGUGUCUCAACCCCCACGAGGCUGCAGAUCACAAAGACUGAAAAAGGGAGGACAGGACAUUGAGCCCUUGCUUUAGCUGGGUAAUUUAUUUAUUUAUGGAGGCCCUUUACAAACACUUUGCAGGCAUCAUUUCAGAAGCACAAUGGGCUACACUCUCUGUCGCUGCAAGUGUGAGACUUUAUCCCUGCUCUGCCGGGAUUGAGAGUUGGACCAGUUGGGGGACGGCUAAAGUACAGGUGAGGCAAAUUGAGGACGGGCAGAGGAAGACUUGCACUUCCGCCACCAAGUGCCUGCCAGCCUGUGGAUCUUCAUGUGGAUAUUCCUUUAAAAAAAAAAGAAAAAAGA
Messenger RNA from Mugil cephalus (flathead mullet), 4111 nucleotides. It is a transcript of the gene fmnl3, whose product is annotated as formin-like 3. Lineage: Eukaryota; Metazoa; Chordata; Actinopteri; Mugiliformes; Mugilidae. Gene Ontology annotation, molecular function: actin filament binding; small GTPase binding. Gene Ontology annotation, biological process: cortical actin cytoskeleton organization; cell migration; regulation of cell shape. The transcript has 26 exons. Gene Ontology annotation, cellular component: cytosol. The record is from RefSeq and is a predicted model, not a curated record. Bases 463 to 3612 code for a protein of 1049 amino acids.